AUGGAAAGAAGCUUCAAAUGGAAGCCUGCCAGUGUAGCCAUGAAAACUGCCCCCCUAGCGAGGGGUGCCUACUUCAUCGGACUGAGCAGGGGAGGGGGCAAAGUGCAGCUGUUGUAUACGGGGUCAACUCAUACCCAGAGCAACCUCAGAUCUACAAUUCGACAGGUGUUCACGGGUGGCUCGAUUGACAACUGGGACGAGCGACUGGGUUGUUUCCUGAUGGGGGCAUCCAAAAGACACCUCUUGGUAGACUGGGUCGUCCUCAAGUUCCCUCAAGACACCAUAGGCGACUACGUCCUACAAUGCGCCAAAAUUAAUAGCUAUGCGCUGCAUUGUCCGAGUAGCUGCUGGUGCGGCACCAACAGUGCAGCCAAAAAUGAGCGCACAGAAGCUGCUCUGUUCGACAUGUGA
Messenger RNA from Symsagittifera roscoffensis, 411 nucleotides. RefSeq lists its product as uncharacterized. The record is from RefSeq and is a predicted model, not a curated record. Bases 1 to 411 code for a protein of 136 amino acids. NCBI's taxonomy places the organism in Eukaryota, Metazoa, Xenacoelomorpha, Acoela, Convolutidae. The transcript has 3 exons.